Messenger RNA from Chanos chanos (milkfish), 2100 nucleotides. It is a transcript of the gene kcnq1.1, whose product is annotated as potassium voltage-gated channel, KQT-like subfamily, member 1.1. Gene Ontology annotation, biological process: potassium ion transmembrane transport. The record is from RefSeq and is a predicted model, not a curated record. The transcript is spliced from 18 exons. Lineage: Eukaryota; Metazoa; Chordata; Actinopteri; Gonorynchiformes; Chanidae. Gene Ontology annotation, cellular component: voltage-gated potassium channel complex; membrane. Gene Ontology annotation, molecular function: voltage-gated potassium channel activity. Bases 1 to 2100 code for a protein of 699 amino acids.
AUGUCAUCCCAAGAUCAGAACCGGGCAAGCACGAGUUCCACCAGAGGUUCGUCAGAUAUCGAACAACAUGGCAGAAUACAAUCAGAAAUGGAGAUGUCCGAAACUACGUUGACCGAACAGUACGAGCCCAUCCAGUUUGCUAAGCCUGUCAGUAAAACAACGGUCACUUUACCUCCAAAUGACACCACGAAGGACAAGAACAAACUCACUGGGGAACUCAAUGAGCCUACGGUGUUCGCCCAUCGGCGGGCAUCUCACCUGUAUGGUGUCAACCUGAACCACCGGAUGUCCAUCUACAGCACAACUCGCCCCGUGUUGACCCGAGCAUAUUUUCAAGGACGGGUAUACAAUUUUUUGGAGAGACCGUCAGGUUGGAAAUGCUUCGUGUAUCAUUUCACUGUGUUCCUCAUUGUCCUGUCUUGCCUGAUUCUCAGUGUGUUGUCCACCAUUGAAGAAUACCAGACUCUUGCACACGACACACUGUUCUGGGUGGAAAUUGUCCUGGUGGUCCUCUUUGGUGUAGAAUAUGUGGUGCGGCUCUGGUCAGCAGGGUGUCGUAGUAAAUAUGUGGGAAUCUUGGGAAGACUGCGCUUUGCACGGAAACCCAUCUCUAUCAUUGACCUGAUUGUAGUGGUGGCUUCCAUCAUUGUGUUGGCUGUAGGGUCUAAUGGCCAGGUGUUUGCAACCUCUGCAGUUAGAGGAAUCCGCUUCCUGCAGAUCUUACGGAUGCUGCAUGUGGAUCGGCAAGGAGGGACCUGGCGUCUGCUUGGAUCGGUGGUCUUCAUACAUCGACAGGAGUUGAUCACAACCCUAUAUAUUGGGUUUCUGGGCUUGAUCUUCUCCUCCUACUUUGUGUACCUUGCUGAGAAGGACGCUGUGGACAGCAGUGGAACUACAGAGUUUGGCAGCUAUGCAGAUGCUUUGUGGUGGGGAGUGGUGACAGUCACUACUAUUGGCUACGGGGACAAGGUGCCUCAGACCUGGGUCGGAAAGACAAUUGCAUCCUGUUUCUCUGUCUUUGCCAUAUCUUUUUUUGCCCUUCCUGCAGGCAUCCUGGGCUCCGGCUUUGCUCUGAAGGUCCAGCAGAAACAGAGGCAAAAACACUUCAACAGGCAAAUCCCUGCCGCUGCUUGUCUAAUUCAGUCCUGCUGGAGGUGUUUUGCCAUAGAGAAUCCUGAUUCUGCCACUUAUAAGAUGUUUGUUAAGAGAAGACCAGUAGUGCUCAGCCCAUCUGUGUCCACACCAAAGCCUAAGAAGACGGGAAAACUGAAGAGAAAGCUGAAGAGUGUAGACAAAGAUUAUGAACCAAGUUCUCCCACUGUUCCCAGCAUUACUUUCGGCUAUGUGUGUGACAAUGGGAAAGACAAUGACCAUGAUGCCUUCAGCCCUUUGCCCUCAGCAGGAGCUGAAGCUCUGAGAAGAUGCGACCGACAGCAAUCAUGGACCUCCAUUUCCUCCUUGCAGCUCUCUCCAGCUGCAGUGAAGAAAGGCUCUGGAUUAUUGGACGUCCAGUCCCAUCAUCCUCUGCAGAGGAACAGUAGUUUUGCUGAUGAUCUGGAGCUGGAGGCAGAGAAAGAGAGUGCGCUCGCUCCAGUCGCACAUAUCUCACAGUUGCGGGAAUCCCACAGAGCAGCCAUCCGUGUCAUUCAGAAAAUACGUUAUUUGGUGGCCAAAAGGAAAUUUCAGCAAGCGCGGAAGCCCUAUGAUGUGCGAGACGUGAUUGAACAGUAUUCUCAGGGUCAUCUCAACCUCAUGGUGCGAAUCAAAGAGCUUCAGAGGAGACUGGAUCAGUCUUUGGGAAAGUUAGCCUUCUUCCAGACCAGUUCAGAGCGAGUGAAAGACAAAGGCACGAACACCAUCGGCUGCAGACUCAGCAGGAUGGAGGACAAGAUCACUCACAUGGAUAAAACCCUCAGUCGCUUGGCAGAGUCCCUCAGCGUACUGCUAGACAGAGAGGGACAGAGUGGAGUUGCCACAGGGCAGGAGAGCAUCGCUGCCCGACGUCGGGAAGCAUUUAGGAUGGUUACGCAGAACAGUCUGCCCAGUUAUGAACAACUCACCAUCCCCAUCCCCACCCCCUCACAGGACGAGAGCUCCUGA